AUGGAUGGAUCCCAUUUUCCUAUGAAAUCUACUACCGGAGAGCCCGUUUCAAGUGGUAAGAAGGGCAAGAGGAGGAAGGUCAUCAAGUCAUGUGCAUUUUGUAGAAAAAGAAAACUGAAAUGCAGUCAGGCCAGGCCUAUGUGUCAGCAAUGUGUAAUUAGAAAACUACCGCAAUGCGUUUACACAGAAGAGUUCAACUAUCCCUUGUCUAAUACGGAACUGUUCGAGCAAGUGCCCAAUGUAGCGUUGGUUCAGAAGAUUGAGAAUUUGCAGACUCUACUGAAGGAAAACGAUAACAAUAAUGCGAAACCGGUGUAUUGCAGGAGUUCAGAAAAUCCAUUACGGUCACUGAGAACUUCGGUUUUAGGUGAUAAUGGCUCGAGGUAUGUGUUUGGCCCCACUUCCUGGAAAACUUUAUCUUUGUUUGAACAAAAUAAGUUUCAAACUGAGUUUCAAAAUUUAUGGAAAGUCUUGAAACCACUUCCUGAAUGCACUAAAUCGCAAUUAAAUGAAAAUGAUGUUGUAGCAGAUUUGCCUAGUUUUCCUCAAAUGGAAAGCUGUAUUAAAUCUUUUUUUGCUGGACCGCUGUUCGGCAUAUUGCAUAUCUUCAACCAAGACGAUAUUCUGUCCCUCUUGGACAGACUUUUUAUUAGAGAUACCACGGACAAGAACCUAGUCAUCCUCCUCGAUUUGCAAGGUAAUGCAAAAGAUAAGUAUAAUCUUGGCAUUGUACUUCAAAUUCUUUGCUUGGGCUAUUAUAACCAAGAUAUCCCUUCUUCCGUGAGUCAUUUCCUUCACACUUUAAGUGCAGCGUCCUUGUCAUCAUCGAGCUCAAAUUUCGUGGAAAAACUACAAUUUUUCUUAUUGUCCUAUAUUAGUGUAAUGAUAAAUUGCACGGACGGUGUAUGGGAUGCGACUCAAGGCGUUGACUUAAUCAACGAGCUAUGCCAGGGGUGCAUAAGUUUGGGUUUAAAUGAUAUUGAUAAAUGGUAUUUGAACGAAAGUGAGGAAACCAAACAAAACUUGAGGUGUAUUUGGUUUUGGGCUUUAUUCCUUGAUGUAUCCACCUCAUAUGAUAUAGGUAAUCCUCCGUCUAUUUCAGAUGAUCUUUUGGACUUAAGUAUAUUUACUGCGCAGAAUUUCCAAUCACCGAGUAUUGACUUUAGGAGAGUUAAGCUAAUGCACGAUUUUUUAGAUGUUUCCCGAUUCACUACUCGUGAAAUUCACAAGAGAGAGAUGAACGAAAAAUUGACCACUUUUUCAUUGAGAUUGAUUGAAUUUAUACAAUCUAACUUUUCACCUAUCGAACAUUAUACAAAUUCAGUUUACUACUCUGAUAUUGAUCCCUUUGAUAUAUUGAUUUUAUCAAGAUCUCUAAGUAUAGUUGCUAGUAUAUACAAUAUUGAGAUGAUCAUCGCUCAACAAAGCAGAAUCAUAGAUAAGAACAGAAUGGUUCAGUUCUUGUUGAUAUCCAUAUCAGUCUGUGUUAAUACAAUGGUAUUUCAUUUUAAAGAGCCUAUCAACGACCAGGAGAACGUGUUAACUGAAGGGCUAAAACUGUCUAUUAUUCUAAUCAAUCCACUUUUAAUACGAAUAGUAUCGCAAGUGUACAGUUUAGCAUUUAAUAGGUUAAUCUUCAGGGAGAAGGCAUUCCUUUUCCUUAUUGACCUUGACACUGGGAAAAAAAUACAAUUCAUUAAAUAUGAAGAAGAAAACUUUGAUGAACUUUUGACAGGAUUCGAUGUUAGGACUGAUAAAUUUCUGUCAUUUUCAGGAACAAUAAUAAGAUUUUACGAAAUUAUUGAUAGCAUAUUUGCUGUUAAUGAAAGAAAUAAGCGAUUGUUAAAAGCAGUUUCCAAUUUUUAUCAGUUAACUUCAACUUUGGCGUUUGAACGCGUAAGUAGGGUUUUAUUCGAUAAAGCGUCCCAAGCAAGAAUAGAGACUGAAAAAAUUUGGCUGAAAAAGGGCAUUAAUAUGGAGCACUUCAGUGAUCUCAUGAUUGAAGAUUUUAUUAAUGAUGUUUGGAAAACGUUCAAAGAGAUUUCCAAAGACCUUUGGUCCAUUGACAAAAAGAAAUUUUAUAAACAAUAUCAUUUCGAUUUAUAA
Messenger RNA from Saccharomyces cerevisiae S288C, 2106 nucleotides. It is a transcript of the gene PDR8, whose product is annotated as Pdr8p. The transcript has a single exon. Gene Ontology annotation, molecular function: zinc ion binding; DNA binding; DNA-binding transcription factor activity, RNA polymerase II-specific. Lineage: Eukaryota; Fungi; Ascomycota; Saccharomycetes; Saccharomycetales; Saccharomycetaceae. Gene Ontology annotation, cellular component: nucleus; cytoplasm. Gene Ontology annotation, biological process: regulation of DNA-templated transcription; DNA-templated transcription. Bases 1 to 2106 code for a protein of 701 amino acids. The record is from RefSeq and is marked reviewed.